AUGUCAUUGCUUGAAGAACAUGAAAAAAGUCAUUUUAAUAAGUUAAUAAUUACAAAUUCAUAUAGCCAUAAAUCUAUUAUGAAAUUAAUAUCAAAUAGGCCUUUAUUUAAUUAUUCAAUGAUGCUGGAAGAAUUUUCACUAAAGAGCUUAGAUAUAAUUGUAUAUUCCUGGAUUGCAGUAAUUUGGCCUGAUGAAAAUUUUGAGGAGUCAAGAAAACAAAUCAUGCAGAUAAAGGAACAAAUUAUAUUGUUUUUAUUCAAGUUAUUUAUUAAAAGUACAAAUUUAAAAUUUUUAAGAAUUGAUAGUGACAAGAUUUUAAAUCAUGUUCCUAACCUUCAACAAACAAUUGGACAAUUUUUAAAUAUUUCAAAACUUGAACUUGGAUACGCAGCUCAACAUAUGUCGAUAAAUUCUAUAAAUUUCUUAGAAAAAAUAUCAACAACAUGUAAUAAAAUAGAUAGUCUAAUCGUUAAAGUCCCUGCAUUUGAGAAUAAUCCUGAAAUUAAAAAUUCUAUUAUAUCGAUUAUAAAUGCGCAGAAGCAAUUAAAAGAAUUUAGCUUCAGGGGUGUAGAUAGCUGGAUUGAAGAAAUAAUCAAAGCAGUAUUUUUGUCUCAAGCUAAUUCAUUAAUAUCUAUCAAACUCGAGUGUGUUAACAUCUCAGAAUCUUCAUUAAAUUCACUUGCUAAAUGCAAAAUUUUGGAAAAUUUUGUGAUUUUAAACUAUUCAGGACUUGUAAAAUUACGCAAUAAUUUCGAAUUUAAAACUUUGAAAAAGUUAUAUAUUAGAAGACCCUUGAUGAAUAUUAAAGUACCAAACUUGAUGGAAUUAACAUUAGAUAUGUUAACACAGAAAGUGAUGCUUUAUAUAAUAGAAAACUGUCCUAAUAUUACUCAUCUUACUCUCAAUAACUAUCGACCAGUUCCUCAUGAUCAAAUAUUUAAAACGUCAAUUCAAAAAUUACACAUAACAUACUUAACCAUUAAUUUUCUAUAUAGCAAAUCGAUUAUUUCUGAAUCUUCGAUUCUAUCAAAAGAAUUUCUUCCACCUUCACUUAGAUAUUUAGUAAUUCAUUAUGUCUUAUGA
Messenger RNA from Dentiscutata erythropus, 1083 nucleotides. The record is from the annotation of a GenBank genome assembly. Lineage: Eukaryota; Fungi; Glomeromycota; Glomeromycetes; Diversisporales; Gigasporaceae.